Glossina fuscipes is the source of this 4917-nucleotide messenger RNA. RefSeq names its product tyrosine-protein phosphatase non-receptor type 21 (gene Pez). The coding region runs from base 307 to 4446 and encodes 1379 amino acids. Gene Ontology annotation, molecular function: protein tyrosine phosphatase activity. Gene Ontology annotation, cellular component: cytoskeleton. The record is from RefSeq and is a predicted model, not a curated record. The transcript is spliced from 8 exons. Lineage: Eukaryota; Metazoa; Arthropoda; Insecta; Diptera; Glossinidae. Gene Ontology annotation, biological process: protein dephosphorylation.
UUUGCGUUCUUUUCUUCAGUUUACAUUAAGAAAAAUUAAAUGUACAAUUUCAAGUGCUUUUCUAUAGAAAAUGUGUUCAGAGAAAAAAAGAAAAAUUUCGCAGUGGUGAAGCCAAGAAAAGCUGAAAGAAGAAAAUUGUGUAAUUUGUUCCACAAAUAUUCAAGCGCUUAGCUUUGCUGGUUAAAUAGUUUUUGGGGCUAUGCACAUGGAAUGCUCUUUAAAGUAAAAAAAAAAGAAGAUAUAUUUUAAGAAAAAAACAAACAUUUGGUCUUAAUUGAAAAAAAUUGUAAACAAAUUGUAACAAAGAUGCCCUUAAAAUUUCUUAAAAAGUAUCGUCAAUAUAAUGUGACUUCAAAGAGCCUGUUUGUCAUCUCGGUGCAUCAUUUAUUGGAUACCAGCACCACUGUAGAUUGCACGAUAUCGUCGGAAAGUAAAGGUCAAGAAUGUCUUGAUAAUGUGUGUCAACGGUUGCUAAUACAACAGCCUGAGUUCUUUGGUUUGCGUUACGUUGUCAAAGGAAAAGAGAAUGAAUUGAAAUGGGUUGAUUUGGAGCGAUCUUUGAGUCGUCAAUUGGAAAAAUAUGCAGCCGGUACAAAAAUCUUUCUACGUGUUCGCCAUUAUGUAACAACAGGCGUAAGACACUUAAGUGAUGAAGUAACGCGUUACUAUUAUUUUCUACAAUUGAAAAACGAUAUUUAUGAGGGUAAAAUUGCUUGCGAUAUACGUACCGCUAUACUACUGGCACUUUACUGUCGUCAAGCUGAAUACGACAGUUAUCAAAGCGACAAACAAAGCAAAGAUUAUUUGAAAAAAUCGUUAGUCUUACCCAAAAAUCUUCAAGGUUUAGCAAACGACGAUAAUCUACUUGACAGUCUCAUACUUGAAGUCUUGCAGCAACAUUCGGGCAUACAACGCCUAACUACUUCGCAAGCAGAAGAAAUGUACAUACAGUGCUGUCAGCAGCUAGAGGGUUACGGUGAAGAACGUUUUCAAGCCAAGGAUAAUUUAGGCAAUGACCUAACUUUGGGCUUAGCAAUUAAUGGUAUGGUUGUUAGUGCUGAAAACGGCAGACAAUAUUUUCCUUGGAAAGACUUUCAUACAGUAACUAUAGAUAAACGCACUAUACGCAUCGAACAGAAUAAGGCGGACGGAUCUUUAUUUGUCGGCUCUUUUAUAUUCUCUGAAGCCGAUACAGCUCGUUACUUUUGGAAACUUUGCAUAACGCAACAUAAAUUUUUUAAGCGCCAUAUCGAUGAAGAUUCACCAAGUAUGGGCGAAGUUGAGAGUGCAAACGGUAUUUCAUUAAGCGGUCUUGGAGCGGAUACUCUAAAUUCAACCUCUUUUAGUGGAUACGAUUUAACCGAUUCCCGUGAAGAUUUAUUGUUGGAACAACGUGCUAUCUAUACUUCGGGAUCUUCAACCAAUACGGUAUCUAUUGGUAAUCAUUAUCAAACUCAACAGGGGCAGGAAUAUAUGUCAGUAGCGCCAUCGCAAAUGAUGAAUCCUCACAGUUCAGCUUUAAUGUCUUCCAAUAUAUCUUUGACUGCUAGCCAUCAGUCCGGAGGAGGUGGUAGUAGCGGGCGUGGAACUCACGACAGCAAUGGUGUAAACGGUAGCGCAAUGCAUGUAGGACGUAUAGCCGGUGGCGGUGGUAUAGGAAUAGGAGCAACAACGAGCAGUCCCUUGGGGCAAAACUGGCUGAGUAAAGAAUACUCUCACGACUAUGUUUCGUCAUCUCAGCAUAUAUCAGAUAAAAAUUUGGAUACCCGUCUGCAGAGUAGCUCUUGCCAGGACUUAAGCAAUAACAAUAAUUUACAUAGCAGUUCCAGUUUUUUAAGCCACACAAACAGCAAUAACGCUAGCGGUCACAUAUUAUCUGUCGAUGCUCAUGAAAGAGAACGUCUGAAAGCUAUGCUUCCUACGUACAGGCCUGCACCCGAUUAUGAAACUGCAGUACAAUUAAAGUACAGAACACCAUCUAAUGAGUUGCAUAAUUUCAAUCAAUUACAGUAUCAGGCUGCCCAUAAUAAUGCAGCUGCUUACUAUGCUGGUUCACAGCCCGACGUCCAUCAGGCAACCGCGGGUAUGUAUGGUGAGGGUUUGCUUUUGGGUCAUUUGCAAGCUCAUCGUUACCCUGACGUAGCUCAACCAGCCGCCGCGAUGCAUGCUCAUCAUCAUUUAAGUGCUGCGGCGGCUGCCGUUGCUUCUGGCGUCAAUCUUUCAGCGGGCAACAAUGUCUACAUCGAUCUAUCGCAGCGCUUGCAAAUGAUUAGAUCAAAGUCGCCACCCCCUUAUCCCGUCAAUCGAUUAAGUUCUUCUUCAACACCAGACUUAGCGGUUGCAUCCCAUCGGCCAUUGUUAGGUUACAGAGCUUAUGUAUCCGGUUCUUCGCCCGAUUUAGUAUCAAAUAGAAAUCUUCUAAAUACACAAUAUCCUUACGCAAGUAGCGGUGUAGCAGGUAACAGUAAUAUCACAACCUCUUCGGGUGCGACAAUGAUACAUCAAUAUCCCUACAUUGGACAUAUGGGCCAUUCGCAAACUUAUUUACCGCCACAUGGUACUUUCGAAAAUCUUAAUAUGAUUGAGGAGCAACCGUCCAUUAUGUCACAACUUAGGCAGUCCUCUUUAGGUCAGGCAGCAGCGACGGCAGCUAGUCAAACUUAUGAAACGCAAAAUUCACCUACAAUACCUAUAGCAGGUUAUAGGACCACGACUGUAACGACGUCACAAACUACGCAACCAGCUGACUUACAACACAAUGCCAUAAAUGGUUCCAUUGAACCUAUAUACGAAAAUGUACCACUGCCACAAUAUAGCAAUGGUAACAACAACAACACAACUUCUACUGCGCAACAGCUCCGAGAUGACGAACAAAGGUCGUCGAGCUCUUCGGCUAAUAAUAGUGAAACGCUUAGCGUAAGAAAUCGUAUAUCAACAAUAAGUGGGCCUCAAAAACAAUCUUCGUCGACACACCUACAGCAGGAUGACGAACCCGAUGAAAUUUCUAUGAACAUAAAAAAAUUCAAUCAUCAAAAACGAAACGAACGGGCGGCCAGCACUGAAAUGCAACUACUAGAGCCAACACCACCGCAACGAACCAUGAGGGCAGCAUCGGCAGCUCCUGCAUUGGGCAGUGAACAACCUAUAAAAAUGACUCCCCCUCCUCGACAACAUAAAGGGUUGAAAAAUAUCAACUCUUUAGCAGCAGUAGAUGUUAUACAACCCUCAUCUGCGGUGACGGUUACGAACACCUUAUCGCAUAACGAUUCCAUCGCGCAGCAGUUUUCGGCUAUGAAUUUAUCUAACAACUCGUCAUCCAUACAUAGUAGCAUCUUGGAUAGCACCACGAAGAGCACAAACACGACAACUUCGUCCACAAAAACUGAAAAACAACGCAAAAAACGUUGGAACUUUUUGGGACGCAGCAAAACGCCCGAUAAACAAAAGUCAGCUACACUGGGUCGAGAAAAAGCCUACACUAACAGUAAAUUGCAGAAAAUCAAAUUAGCUCAAGAUGAUCUAAAUUUGCAUCAUCGAUGGUCGACUGGUGUGCCAAAAUUACAACCCAUUUCCGGGCAAUAUUCCAAGGAUAAAUUGUGUCAAAUUCUUCACGAUAAAGUGAAUGAUUCUCAACUUUUUAUGGAAUUUGAGGCCAUACCCAAGCGUCGCGAACUUGCUCGUUAUGAAUGCGCCCUAAUGGAAGAGAACGCUAUGAAAAAUUCCGACCCCAAUUUCUUACCAUACGAUGAUAAUCGUGUACGUUUAACACCGACCAUGGAGAAUAGACAUGGUUACGUCAACGCUUCGCAUAUAUCGGCCACUGUGGGUACUAAGCAGCGCUUCUAUAUAGUCGCUCAAUCGCCGCAUGAUGAUUUGACGACACGCAUUUUCUGGCAAUGCGUUUGGGAAGCAGAUGUUUACCUAGUAGUUCAACUUUCGGACGAGUUAAAUUACAUACCACCCACUAGCAAUCAACGUAUGGAGUUUGGUCUGUUCCAAGUAUAUCAGGAAUUUUCACAAACUACCGAUCGUUGCAUAACAAGUAAAUUACGUUUAUAUAACAUGCAAUCGCGGCGUUACCGUUCCGUUUGGCAUUUGAAUUAUAUCGAUUGGGCUGAACAAAAUUGUCCACGUGAAGUGAAUCAUUUUCUUGAUUUUCUCGAGGAGUUGAACUCCGUACGUAUGGCUUCCAUAAACGAAGUGCCACCAGGUCAUAACACCAACCCGCCGGUACUUCUCCAUUGUCUGGAGGGAGGAGGACGAUCCGGCGUUACUUUAACAGCCGAUUUACUAUUAUAUACUCUAGAUCAUAAUGAAGAUUUAGAUAUACCUCGGGUCAUUGGCCAAUUACGACAUCAAAGGGAUAGCAUCAUACCUUGCUUGGCGCAAUAUAAAUUCAUUUAUAGCGUUCUAAUUACAUACUUAAAGAGAACGAGAUUGAUUUAGUGCUCGAUUCGAAAAUUACUUAGUGAGAAAAAAAUAGAAAAACAUACAAAACACGUCCAAUUCUUCUUACAAAAUUACUAACAAUAUGUUAAUUAGUAUUCGGUUCCAAUUUUUUUUCUAAUCAUUUAAAAAUUAAGUUAAAACGAACAACUUGUAGAUUUUUUUUUUUUUUGCCACUGUUAUACAAGGGUGCUUCCUUUGAAGAAAAUUUAUUAAUAGUAGUUGUAAAUAUAAAUUAAUGUCUUUGUAUUUUUUUUUUUUUUUUUUGUUAUUGUAUAAAAGAAAUGUGUAAGUAUUCAUUUAAACUGUAUUUUUCCUAAUAUUUUCAUAUUUAAACAUUUUUUUUUUGUUUAUAAUUUGUCGCAAACAUAAUUAAAUAUGUUGUAUGUUAGGAAAUAAGAACAAAUGUACGGUAAAUAAAAAACAAAUUAUGUGCCUUGCUUUCUAAGCUAAAAAUUAAAAUAAAAUUUA